UUCCUCGUCAAAAAGGGGGAAAAGAAGAACACGGGGGCUCCAAAUCCGCCGUCCCAAAUUCCCCGCACCUCUCGCUCCCGAAUCCGCCGACGACGAGAUCGAGAGAUCGAGGCGAGGGGCGCGCGUUUGAGGUGGUUGAGCCGCGAGAGCCAUGGUGAGCGCCUUCUUCCUGCUGUGCGGGUGCGUGGACCAGGCGAGCGUCGCGGUGGUGGAGAAGUGGGGGCGCUUCCUCCGCCUCGCCGAGCCGGGCCUCCAUUUCUUCAACCCGUUCGCCGGGGAGUGCGUCGCCGGGACCCUCUCCACCCGCGUCCAGUCGCUCGACGUCCGCGUCGAGACCAAGACCAAGGAUAAUGUCUUUGUUCAGCUUAUCUGCACUAUCCAAUAUCGAGUUGUUAAGGAACAUGCUGAUGAUGCAUUCUAUGAGCUGCAGAAUCCCCAGCAGCAAAUUCAGGCCUACGUCUUUGAUGUGGUCCGAGCCAUAGUUCCAAGAAUGAAUCUUGACGAUCUUUUUGAGCAAAAGAAUGAUGUGGCGAAAGCUGUACUUGAGGAGCUUGAAAAGGUCAUGGGAGAUUAUGGUUAUAGCAUUGAACACAUUCUCAUGGUUGACAUCAUCCCUGACGCUGCUGUACGCAGAGCAAUGAAUGAAAUAAACGCAGCCCAAAGGCUUCAGCUUGCAAGUGUCUACAAAGGAGAAGCAGAGAAGAUUCUUCUGGUCAAGAAAGCAGAAGCAGAGGCAGAGGCAAAACACCUUUCCGGUGUUGGCAUUGCUAGACAGCGGCAGGCGAUAACUGAUGGCCUCAGAGAGAACAUCCUGAACUUCUCACACUCAGUUUCUGGCACCUCAGCGAAAGAAGUCAUGGACCUCAUCAUGGUCACACAAUACUUUGACACCAUCAAAGAACUUGGGGAUGGCUCGAAGAACACCACGGUGUUCAUACCUCACGGUCCAGGCCAUGUCAAGGAUAUCAGCGACCAAAUCCGGAACGGUAUGAUGGAAGCUUCAAGCAGCAAUGUGUAGACCGCCGUUGACGGUGAUUCAGAUGGGAGAUCUUGUUUAUAGUGAACAGUAGGAAAACUAGCACCUUUUGUUUGCGCACCUGGAGUGAACUGUAUACAGCGAUAGAUAACAGGGUGUUGAGUUUUGGCAGAACAAUAAUCUUCGAAAGAAAGAUCACAUGUUUUCGUAUAUGAGUUAAAAUCUGCACUUAUACACGUUAAUAUUCUGUAUUGUGGCAUACUGACGAGAGUACUAAGUGUUUUUUUUUAUUAUUAAUGCAACACUAUUAAGUUCUAUUGGUGCUAGCUACUGAAAGCCAGUAAAUGGAUA
Molecule: messenger RNA, 1327 nt
Organism: Oryza brachyantha (malo sina)
Lineage: Eukaryota; Viridiplantae; Streptophyta; Magnoliopsida; Poales; Poaceae
Product: hypersensitive-induced response protein 4
Exons: 5
Coding region: 152-1018 (288 amino acids)
Source: RefSeq, a predicted model, not a curated record